ACGGCUAAAAUGGAAUCACUGUUGUGAGUGGCAGUCUGGGCAAGUGAAGCCUGCCUCCCUUGGCCUGCUCCCUUUUGUUGGUGCCAUUCACCUCAGUCUACCCCUGAGGCAGGUGGAUUUCCAUGUCUGCACGGACGAGGAUGUAGGGCUGGGUGGGGGGCAGAAAGGCAGAUAUAUGUACAGUUUGUUUGCACUGCCUAACCGUAGCACCCGUGGCAACAGGGUAACCUGACAGAUAAUAUUUGCCAAGGUGCUGGCAAAUAGAGUUUUGGCAUGUGUGUGGAUGUUAUUCAAUUUGAAGUUUUCUGUUGAUUUUUCAUUUGACUAAGCCCAAUCAGAAUAUUCAAUGGCACGAUUAGUGAGAACACAAGUUGCAUCCAUCGGUAUAUGUUUUUGGUUUCUUCUGAAAAAGAGCAAAUAUUUGUUUUCCGCGGUUAUAGAGAGGCCAAAUGUUUGUGGACUAUUUCAAGUUGUUUUUACAGCAACUUUUUUAUGCUUGGAAAAACUAAAAAUAUUGUCUACAAAAUGUACUUUUUGUUUUUUUUGGAACAAAUUGUCAACGAAAACCAAGGUACCACAGUAUGCCCUUUUUAGGUCAGCGUCACCAUGGUCAGGUCCCAUUUGAUGGCAUGCCCUUUGAAUGCUAUACGUCUUGAUGUAAACUUCCAGUCAGUAUUUUAUAAUGUCCAAGUUCAGGACAUCUGCCUUAAGGUUGUGGUGUGGAGCUCCUCAGGGUUUUGUACUUGACCCAGUUUAGUUCAACAUUUGCGUGCUGCCACUGGGAAAUCUCUUCAAAGUUUCAGUUUUAAUACAGAUGAUACCCAAAUUACCCAGUUUGGCUGACAAACUACCCCGAGGACAUUCAUACAUGAUGAUGGCCUAAAUUACAUAAAAAAAAGACACAUACUUCUCCUCACUAUUGUGUCAAUCUUCCAUACGUUGUCCAUCCACUGUAAUUCAAAAUGUCAUUUCUGUCAAACCCCCCCAUCCAAAAAAAAAAAUCUCCAUUUGUACUUUUCAUUAUGACUAUUAUUCCAAACCCCUUCCAUCUGUCUUCAGUUAAAAGAUUCUAUUGUCAGUGCAAUUAACCCAAAACGAAGGUGCCACGGUUUUAAUGGGUACUCGAAAACGAGACCAAAUUACACCUUUGCUUUCAGCGCUGCACCGCCUGUCUAUUCAUUUUACAAUUAUUUUACAUUUCCACUUAUUUCAAAAUUACUGAAAUGUGUAUCACAUGUGUAUUUUUAGGGGCUGCUCCAUGUCCAAAACUGGUUGAACCUUAGUAUCAAGUGAUCAUCCUACUCUAUUAAACACACCAUUAUUCCAUUAGAAAAUACAGGCAAGAAUGCAAAAGACAAAAAAAAACCUACUCUUUCAGGGUUUUAGUCACACUAUUUGGCACACAUUCUAAAAAUGACAACGGUAUUUGACACGCUCGUGACUGGCUCAGUACAGAGGUCACUCGAUUUAAGCCGGAUACUUUCCAUCUGCGGGUUUUAACUAGUUUCAAAGCGUGAGUGGUGUGUGGAGAUGGGCAUACUUCUCCUUUUGCUGGGAUUAAUCAGAAAAUUGAAAAGCUAUGACGCCACUGACUUUAGUGUGAGUACAUUUGACGGAGAGCCCAAACAGACAUUUCACACUGGUUCAACUCCGAGUACUCGUUUGUGUGACCUGAAAUGACACCAUUUAACUUCAGUGUGGUUGUUUUUUUUUUUCUUUUUCUUUUUCAGGAGUCUUUUGUGUCCAAACUUUAGCAGACGCCCGUGCACGUACAGUAUAAUAGCUGCUGUGUAAAAGCUUGUCUUUGCAUCACCAAAAGCAGCCUAUCACAUGAUAGUGAGAUGAUGUUAAAUGGCGUGCUUGUGUUUGCAAUGAAUGUCUUGUGUGUUUAAUAUGUUUUUUUUUAAUUAUUAUUACAACUUGUAAGAACCGCGGGACGUCUUUGUGUUUGCGCUUUUGGAGGCAACAACAAAAAAAACAAGAACACACACACACUUUCUCUCUCUCUCUCACAUACACACACAGAGUGCAUUAAUUAAUGUGGAAUCAAGAUAAUUUUUAUAAGGGUGUGGUUUUGUUGCCCAGUGACUCGGAUAAGAGAAGAGCUUCCUUCAAUACCAAUAUAAUUUUGAUCCUUGUUGAGGAAUUGCACACAAGACCGUCCAUUUUUUUUUGUUUUAGGCUGGCAUGGAAAACUCUUCACACAUCUGUUGCAGCAUGUCGGAGAGCAACACAUGAUUUGGGAAGAGAGGACUGACAGCCUUGCCUAGCGCCCGGCCUCUGUUAAGCCAUCUCCUGAAGCUUGACCCGCACUUCAUCACCAGUCACACUAGCAUCUUGGAAACACAGCGUCAUCUAACUGUCACAUCAGUUGCAAGGGGAUGACCGAGCGCAUUCAUAACAUCAACCUCCACAACUUCAGCAAUUCUGUACUUGAGACCCUCAAUGAGCAGCGCAAUCGUGGGCACUUCUGUGAUGUGACUGUCCGGAUCCAUGGAAGUAUGCUGCGAGCUCACCGCUGCGUGCUGGCCGCUGGAAGCCCCUUCUUUCAGGACAAGCUGCUUUUGGGCUACAGCGACAUUGAGAUCCCCUCUGUGGUCUCGGUGCAAUCCAUCCAAAAGUUGAUUGACUUUAUGUACAGCGGGAUUCUGCGAGUGUCUCAGUCAGAGGCACUGCAAAUCUUAACUGCCGCCAGCAUCUUGCAGAUCAAGACCGUCAUCGAUGAGUGUACCCGAAUUGUGUCCCAGAAUGUGGGCCUCGCCGGCCCGGGAGGCUUCCCCGUUAUACCAGGAGACUCUGGUCAGGACACCCCCCGCGGCACGCCUGAGUCUGGCACCUCUGGGCCCAGCAGUGAUGCCGAGUCAGGUUGUAUGCAAGCAACGACCCAGCAGAACAUGGAUCGGGCAUACACGUCUCUCUACUCCUACACCGGCAUCUCCAACGGCACCCGCGACCGGCCCCUUUACAUCAACCCCAUGGCAACAAAUUACGACCCAAGUGUCAGCGCUCAGAAGGACCAGCAGUCGCAGGAUCCCCCCUGGAUGAACCGUAUCCAGGAUAGAUCCCAGCAGGUAGACCGCUUCAUCUCCACCGCCGAGUCCACCCACUGCCGCAAGCAGCCCCGACCGGUCCGCUUGCAAACAGGUGGGAUGCACAUCAAGCAGGAGGCUGACGAUGAGUACAGCUGCUACAACAACACGGGGGACUGCCAGGAUGAGCACGAGCAUGCUGAGAGUGAGUCCAAGGUGGAGAGUUUGGACUCAGGGGUCAGCUCCUCCAUCAGUACUGAGCCAGACGCCAUGGAGCAGCAGCCCUACCUGAGUGGCUUCAACCGAGAUGGGGCGGGAGAAGGCCACCAAGGGGAUGGCGGUCCGGUGCAGAUUGAGGUCAAUGACUCGUCCCCGGAGCAAGCCCAAGAGCCCGAGGAGGGCGACGCCGGCCACAGCACUAGUGACAGUAGCAUGAUGCAGCCACUGCCCAACCCCAUCAUGCCCCACUCCCUGCCCAGCACGCCGCAAUACCUGCGGCAGCCCGAGUCACACACCAGCAAUUUGAGGAUGCCGCACACCAUGACCAGCAAUUCCCAAGUGAUCGGCGCCGCCGGAAGCACCUUCUUGCCCACACUCUUCCCCCCGCAGCCGACCAGAGACAACAAGUCUUUCCUUUACCUUCCCGGCCAGCAGCAGACCCAGUUUGUGACGGUGCCGCCCCCUGCCAUGCCAUCAUUCCCCAACGCCAUGGCUGUUCCGCGGGCGGCUGCCCAGUCACAGCAGCCUGCUGGAGCAAUGGGUCAGGGGGAGAAGAAGCCCUAUGCAUGCACUCUCUGCUGUAAAACCUUUACUGCAAAACAGAACUACGUCAAACACAUGUUUGUGCAUACUGGAGAGAAGCCUCACCAGUGCAGCAUCUGCUGGCGCUCGUUCUCCCUGAAGGAUUACUUAAUCAAACACAUGGUGACCCACACAGGGGUGCGGGCCUACCAGUGCAGCAUCUGCAACAAGCGCUUCACCCAGAAGAGCUCUCUCAACGUCCACAUGCGGCUGCACCGUGGAGAGAAGUCCUACGAGUGCUGCAUCUGCAAGAAGAAGUUCUCCCACAAAACCCUGCUGGAGCGCCACAUGGCCCUGCACAGCACAGGCAGCACCCUCACGGGGCUGGCUGGUGCCGCCGGCCCUCCCGGCCCGGUCUCCAUUCCCAUCACCAUCCCCAUGACCGUCCCCGAGCCGGGCGCCGGGGUGGUAGCCGUCGCCAUGUCCGUGAGCGGAGGUGCGGGAGAAGGGGCCAUGGUCGGAACGGGAGUGGGCGUGGCCGCAGAGGCGAGCUGCCAAGACGGGACCACCUACAUGUGUUCUGUCUGCCCCGUCAAGUUUGAGCAAAUGGAGCACUUCAACGACCACAUGCGAAUGCAUGUCUCUGACGGAUAAGUACAAGUAGAUAAACUUCUCGAAAAGAAUGACAAACAAAAUGGCACUAGAUUUUCCUUUUCUUAUUUUGAGGUAUGAAAAGUAAUGAGUAUAGACACUGGCACAUUAAGUUUCCCAAAAAAAAAAAAAGAUUUUCUUUUUUGUUAUUCUAAAUAAACAAAAAGAUGGUGGCCUUAAGGCUUAGUAGUUAGAUAUUGAUCUACUGGAUGGAUCCUAACUACAGGCCUCUAAAUGUAUGAUUUCCUAAAAUACCGAUUUAUGUGUUGAACACUACCGAAAGGCCUAUGAAAGAAACACAUACACACAAACACACCGUUAGUGUAGAUCUGUCUGAGCGCAUACACAUGUGCGUUGUGUGUGGAUCUGCAUGUGUCCCAGUGUGUGCGUGCAUAUGCGUGUGUGCGUGUGAGUGAGUGAGAGACGCCAUUUAAAAUGGCCGUUGUGAACCCAUACUGACCGGUUUGGAAAAGAGAGAUGUCCAAACUUACUGUGGUAUAAUUUACAACAACAAUAACAAAAAAAAUCAUUUGGUGUGGGGCUACAUAUUCCCUCCAAAAUACUGACAGUCACAUGAUUGCCUUCUAAAAACCAUUAAAAAAAACAAAGGAGAGUAGUAAAUUUGACACUGGGUUUUAUUUAUUCCUAUGUUAUUAAGGGAUUAUAAUGCAGCUGUUGAUGAGGUACAAGUUUCACUUCCUGUCAAAGACGGCAGGGCAAUGAUUUGGUAUGUUUUUGUAAUCGUCCAUGCAUUUUGAAUGCUUCAGUUUACUAAAUUAGGCUGUUGUUGGUGAGACAAGCAAAAAAAUAAGUCUGAACUCAUUUGCAAACACUGCCACUAAUCUCCUAAAAGACUGUUAAGGCUGCUCCUAACACAAAAAGACAAAUCUGUGUUCCUUUUUUUUUUUUGGAUAUUUCUUUUCUGCAGCCAGUUUCCAUUCACAGUCAGAGCAGCAACUAAACUCUCUCCUUCAUAUUUGCUGCUCCUCCACUUACAUCUGACUGUUAUGGCUGUAGAUUUUCAAGACAAACUAAAUUUUGUCACUUAAACUAUUGUUGUUAUUGAUUAGUCUACAUGGUUUCUCAUUUUCUGCUUCAAUUAUGUAUAUUUGGGGAUUUAGGCUGGCUGUUGAUUAGAACAGUGUUAAAUUCACUUUGAAUGCCAAUUUGUUUUGGAAAUAAUUGCCAUCGUGAUUGUGGACUAAAACCUGUUCAUGACUUUUUGCAAAGCUGUUUUAGUGAUGGGAGAUAAACGCAUUGCUCUCCGUGUGUGACAGCCUGCAACAUUUUGAAAGGAAACAUCAGAGCAGAACCAGUAGCUCUCCCACUUAUCCAUGUUUUAUAUAUAUAAGUAUAUAUAUAUAUAAAUACACAUUUACAUGUACCACAACUUGUGGGUGGACUUUCUACAUGAUAGUAUACAUUCCUGUUUUCUUUUUCUCUAAGAACACACAUGUACAGAUUAGAUUUGGAAGCUUGUGUGUGCAAGAUGUCAUCCAUGCAUCGUCACAUCACUCAAAGCUGAUAUUUGGAUUUUAAUGUUUUCACCACAAAUAGGACACUCACACACACAUACAGUAUAUACGUAUAUAUAUAUAUAUAUAUAUAUAUAUAUAUAUAUAUAUAUAUAUAUAUAUAUAUAUAUAUAUACACACACUGUGUGCAACUGCAAUCUGAAGGAUUGUGUUGCUAAAAAAAAACUGCUUCACAGUGCUGCAGAUAAAUCACACGUUAAAAAAAAGUGCUACUUUGCACAUUUUCUUAAAAAUGCCUGUGCUUAAUAUUUAAUCAUUUUUCUUAAAUAAACUAUGAUUUAUUUUUUUUCUUUUAUUAAAUUUCAAAGGCGGAAAAAAAAACAUUUUUAAAAAAAAAUCUUGAUAAGUGGACUGCAUUAUUUUCUUGCGUAUAUGUUGCACUGCUUAAACCAAUAAGUGCACUACUGUUAACAGAGAUAUAGUUUUAGAAAAGAGGAUUUUUUAAAAGAAAAAUCUAACAUUUGGUUGUAGAGUUCACGUGUAUUAGCAUAGCUUUGUUUCGAUUCUGACGUCUUUCAGCGGUUCUUGGCUUUUGUUAUUGCUUGCGGUUACAGUAUAUCAACACAUAUACUGUUUGUACAGUACUUGUGCCGUUUUGAUGCAAGCGUUUAUUUAAAUUUGUAACAUGACGUGUGCUCAUCUGUUUCUUUUUAUUUUUAUUUUUUGGGAGUCACUUCCUGUAUAAUUCAAUCGCAUUUCUUUGAGACAAAUUUUUCCUACAAGCCAAACAGUGAAAGAGCAACAGUAAUAAUAACAGCAACUUCUGUCUGACUUGGUGGAAGUGAUAAUACCUAUUAGCUAUUAUCACGCUAUUAAUAAUAAUACAUUUAUGGUGUGUAUGUGUGUGUAACAUAGCUGAUAUACGUGUCCUAGUAGAACUUUUGGGUGGUUGUGGGAAGGUGAUGGAAUGCAGCUUCUUUGAUAGUAUGUGUCUGUGGGUUUGUGCACCGUCGUGUCCUUUCCUUCCUUUAGUGGGUGUCGUCGUGUGUGUCCGUGUGCUCUUUUAGCCGAAUCAAACUGUUGAUAAGCGAACUAUCUUGACCUUGUAGGGCUUCCUUUGCAAUAUGCAGCACAGGUACAACACGAGGAGCAGCUUUUUUGGGCUCUUACGACACCUUAAAAAAUAAAAAAUAAAAAAAAGAGGCUACAUUUCGUCCAAAACACUUUGAUUUCCCAUUGGCCCGUCUCCUUGAUAGUAAGCUUAUAAGCCUAAAAACAACAACAACAAAAAAAAACAACCCUGGUGUGGUCCCUGUCUUGUAGCUGUCGCUGCCAGGAUGGCAAAUGUGCUGCAUGCUAGUGCUCUAUUUGUCUCGACACAGCACGUGGAGGGUCAUCUCUUGCCUUAACAGACAAUGCACUAAAUAGUCUAUGUAAGCAAACUGCCGAGUUCUCCUUUUCCAACAGUAUUGCCACAGUUUUUGGCACAAAGCUUAUGGUGUUUCGUCAGUCUAGCACCAACACUGCCAAACUAACAUCAUCUUUCCACGCAGAGGCAGACACGUUUUCUGUGUAAUAUACGUAUUCAGUGAUUUAGCAUUCCGUCAUGGCACCUGCUUUUUUUUGUUUUGGCAUAUUUUAUGUAAACACAUAUAUCCAAUGCACUAUAGACUGUAGCUAGAUGAGUACAACCAGCUUUGUGGUAUCAAUGGUCUAAAUAGUAGGUUAAGUAGCUUGUUGUUGGCUUCGGACAAUAUUUCAUUUCAGAAUGACACUAUUAAGAUUUGUUUUUGUUGUUGUUGUUGUCGUGGUUUUCUGGAAUGAGAAGUAGCCAAUGUCUGCGGAUGAGGGCUAAUAACUCAUCCCCGUCAUCAGAUGACUUGUAUGAUAAGGGAAGGAGUCCGCUUCUUCUUCUUCUUCUUCUUCUUCUUCUUCUCACCAGUGUGCUUCACUUUCACUGUCCAUAGUUAUACAGUAUAUUCCUUAUUCUGCUUCAAAUACUCAUGGUGGUGCUUCACAAUCUUUUCUCUGUGUUGCAACGACAAAAAAAAAAGGCAAAAAAUAGUUUUCUUAAAAGAGUUGCAGCCCUUGUCAGAAAAGAAGGUUCUUUCCUCAUUUCUUCUAGUUGUAGUUCCAGGAGAUUUUCUGUCUUCAUUUUGGCAAAGUGUUGGCAUAUUUUUCCAGAACAAACCCUAUUGAAUGGUAGAUACUAACCUUGAGCCUGCAGCUGUUUUGUAUUGUGUUCUCCAAUAAUAUGACAUGUUUUGUUUAUCUUAGCAUAGAAACGCAGGGUCUACAGUACGUUCUUGUCCUUUUUGCAGUACUCACUCAUUCAUUCUCGACUCCAUCCUUACUUUUUUUGUUUUUUGUUUAUUUUUUUGUUCCCAGUUUGGCGACAUACAUAUACUAGCUUGGGUGGAGGUAUAGAGUAUAAUUCUUCACGGUGUAUUAUAGUACAGUAUAUGCUUUGCAUUGAGGACAGCUUCAUCGUAAUGUCUGUCUUCCUGGUUUGUCUCCAUCAGUCCACUUUUUUUUCUCUUCAUGCUUGAAUUAAGUCACACAGUUAAGAAUAGAACCACUCAGAUGAUACAUAACGGCUUUUCUUGAAUUGCUUUAUCUUCUACAGCCCACACCGGUGUGAAACAGAUACCUUCUUACGGAUAUAUAUAUAUAAUAUAAAUGUAUAUAAAAGAAUCACCAUCUCCACACAGUAUAAUACCUUGUGUGAUAUAGGGAAUAUGCCUAUCAAGUGCCUAUCAGUACGUUCAGCAACUAUACAGAAUUUUCAUAGUUUUUCUCUCCUACAUUGCACAGAUACGAUAUAUACACAAUGGUCUAUGUAAUUACAAAUAUACUAUUUAUACUAGUCAAACCAGGUGGUUGUGAGUGCAUCCGAACCCUUUAAAAUACCCGAAAUGUUCUAUUCAUAUACAGUAAAGACAGGUUUUAUGUUGUUUAACAUGUACGGAGGAUUCAAAGAUAUCAAAUAUGCACAAUCACUUCCAAAUGUUUAACGUCUCCUUUCUUUUCGCACGUUGCUUUCUGAGCUGUGUGAGCGAGGGCGAUGGUGAUUUGGGACCGGCGGAGGGAGCUACAUGAAUGUAAAGAGUUGUUGGUAAAUAUCAACAAACUCUGUGUUGUUUAUAGCUGUUAACGCAGAUUUUCAGGCCCCCCUCCCCCUGUCUGUGUCAAAGUCCAGCGUGUGCCCUUCGCUUGCAAGCCCAAAUGAUGAUUCAUGCUUUAUCUUAUCAGACGCCGUUAUUGCUGAUGUACAGUCGUGCAAUGGAGCGGCGUGCAAAAAGAAACCGGCUCAGAGAUUUUUAUAACCCCCCUCUACUUUGGAGGCACAGUCUUGAAAUCAGAUUACAAAUUGAAUGUUUUGGAUACAGAUUAACACACACACACACACAGGAUUAUUGCACAAAGGUCUCGAAGGUGCUUUGUGUCAGGAAACAAAUACACACAAAGUAAAUGUGGCAGACGUAACGUUUUAGGACCAAGAGGACGGCUGUGAGAUGUGAGAUUAAAGGUUUUGGACCCACUCAUUAUUUUUGUCCCUCGUGGACUAAUUACCACACUUUUAAUUACCCAACCUCCUCCAGCCUGGUCAACUGCCAAGUUUAAGGGGAAAGACUUCAAACAAACCCCACUAUUGUUAUUUAGGAGAGAGGAGUAUCAAAGACACUCUGAAAAGAAAACUAAUAUUUGUACAACAUUAAAGACUUUUCUACAAAACAUUUUAUCGAAUGAGAAUAACGGAAUGUUGUUUUUUUUAGAAAUAGUUUCGUAAAUAUACGAGAUUAGUACAAGAAGUCGGAAUGUUACGAAAAUAGUCUAUUUGAAGAAAAAGUGCUUUUUUUCAGCACGGAAUAUUGGGAGAAAGAUUGUAAUCUAUAAAGUCGUCAGUGUUGGAAUCAUCAGUGAAAACAGUUACGAGAAUAAUAUUAUUUUCAUUUUUUAUGAGAAUAAUCUUUAUUUGAAGGGAAAAAAUUCUGGGGUUUUUCUUCUAUGAGAAAAAUAUUUGUAGAACUUACAAGAAUUGUACAUUUUUUCAAAGUCAGGAUUAGCUUUUUUGCAAGAAAAAUGUGUUCUGAGGAGAAUAAAGGUCUUACAAUCGUGACGGAAAAAAAUCAUAAACAUGAUUAAAAAAAUCAUUUUUCAGAACAAAUGCUCUUUAAGAGAGUUAAUCAAAUUUUUAAAAGAGUGUGUUCUGAUGAAAUUCUAAAUCGUGUGAGAAAAGUGCUAUAUCAUGAGGGAAGAAAGGUGCAAUAUUACGGAAUAAAGUCAUAAUGGUAAUCAUCAAUGUCAUUAUCAGAGAAGAAGAGAGAAAAAGGCAUAAUCUUACAAGAAUAGUCAAUAGCUGUCAGGUUUUUUUUCUUUUCAAAUCAUAACGUUUUGCGUAAAAAGUACUUUUUGAGAGGGAAAAAAAAACAAAUCUGAGAUUUUUUGGGGUUUCUCUAAAAAAAUGCAUUAGGAAACAUUGGAAUUUUUCCAUCUUUGGACAAAAAAACUUUCAAAAAAGGAAUAAAGAGCAGUCUCAGACAAGCAGCUGCUAACAUUUCAUGAGUUUUUUUAUAUUUGCUGGUUAAAGAACCAGUUUAAUCUUGUAGGAUUACGACUUUUUCUCCUGGGGUAAAAAAUCCCACCCUAUCUAGUAAAAAAAAAAUCAAUUUAUUAGUAGUUUAUAUUAUUUCAGUGUGGCCCUGAUACUCCAUAUUAGUAAAUAAGAAUUUAAACAUCCACAUACAAUACAGCAGGUCAUACCAAAAAAAGUGAUUGCUUUCAGUUUGAUUCUUUAAGUCCUCCAUGCUACAUAGCUAUGUUACUACUAGGAGAAAACAGCUAUGAUUAUAACAGAUCCUUUUUUUGGAAAGCUUGGUGUCAUAGACAAAAUAAAAUAAGCAUCAGUGAAAUAGGCAACGUGAUAUAGCUCGUCCCUGUCAUCCACUACCUGUCAAUCAUACACACGCAUGCGACAUCCACUCACAUUUAAAUGUCAGUCAUAUUUGUCUCCCAUUAUAACGUUAAACCCUUUUCGUCCAAAAGCAUGCAGUCCCAUAUAAGACUCCACAGCUCCUCUGCAGGGUAGCAUUCUGGUUCAGUUCAGAACAUUCCCACUGCAGCAACAAUCAUUUUUUUUAUUUGACUGAUUUUGCAGCAAAUUCAAAUAAAUGUAUAUAUAUAUUUUUGGGCCACAAGUUAAAAAAAAUUAUGCUUAUUGAUGUUUGGCCACAACAACAACAAACAAAAGAUGUCUGCACUGUUUGGUCAAACUUAACAGACAAUGUUUGUUCACACAAACCAAAGAAGGUAUUAUGGAGAAAAUAACAUUUAUUUUCUUGUGUUUGCUUUUAGUGGCAGGGAGCUUAUAAUGUUUGCUUGUGUUUGUUUUGUGCUCGUGAUCAUUUGUUGACCAAAUUAGAUUUUUAGUAAGAAAUGCAACAACAAUUUCAAAAUGUACACAGACACACACAAUGGAAACAUGCGUUCUUCCUUUUCAUUGGACAUGUGCACUACCCCAAACAUCGUAGACCCCAUUACAUUUACAUUCAUAUUAUUUCUAUGUUAUUUAUUUGUCUUUCUUAUGGAUCUAUACAUUUUAAAGGCUAUCCCAGAAUUAACAAAACAGCAACAGAAAUACUUUUCAGCCAUUUAUAUACUUGAGAUGGACCAAGAUGUUGAGUUUGCACAUAUUUGUAGGUCUAAGAAGCCAAAAAAAAAACAAAAACAAGUAGAGACUAAUCAUAGGAAGUGAUCUUUGUGAUAAAAAAAAAAAGAUAAUUCAAACCAAUGUGGUCCAAAAUUGUAAUCAUUUAAGACUUGUCUAUUUUUUUUUUUUUUUUAGAACGCAACAUCUUCAAAUGUGUUUGCAAAUUCUUAGCAAGACUUCGGUAUAUUUUAUUUCAUCCAAGAAAAGAAGUUGAAUUGCUGUAAUCGGUGCAGAGUUAAAAAGAUAAAUUGCUCCAAUUGGACAUUUUAAGACGUGCACCUUGUCAUCGUUUUCUCUUUUGCUGCCAUAUCUUGUCUAUGGAUGCGCUUUUGUAAACAUGUACUUGACUUCGACUGAGAUGUUGCUUUUAAAUGUGUAUAUUUGUUUCUGCCUGAAUUAGCUUGCUAUCUUAUUUUUUAUUAUUAUUGCCGCCCCUUCCCCCCCAACCCUCCCUUAAAAAAAAAAAAAAAAGCAAAACUUGGCAGAAGUGGAGCUGUUGUAGUCAACGGUAGUUCAACAUCAAACUAAGCAACCCUGAGAUAAAUGCUGCAGUAAUGUGUUUUGAAGUUUGUUUUUGAUAAUUUAUCCUCCGAGUUUGUAUGUUAUUCUUCUUUUUAUAGUUGUUAUGAAACAAGCUUGUUUGACUGCUGUUGUUGAAAUAGGGGAAAACAUUGUGUUUGAAAGUAUGUGCAAGGGCGUUUAAUUUUUUUUUUUUUUUUUUUAAUAAUAUGAUUUGUCAAACACUGGACUGGAGUGAGUUUUCCAACAUUUCCAAGUUGAGCGAUAUAUUUGACAGACGUAACUGCACAGGCGGCGCCCAACAUGAUUGGGGGUGUGGGGGGGGGGGGGGGGGGGUUAGUUGUUAAAGAAUGACGUCAAGACAUUUCCUUUUAUUAUUGCGAUGUACGUAUUUGGGGUAAGGGGUUUAUACCUUGACUAGGGAUGGGCAUUAUAGUGGAUUUAGGCACUUUUUUGGACUUUUGCCCACAAUCUGUAUUCGCACCAAUUCAUCUAAUCUAAUUGCAGCUUAUUCUCACUAGGGUCAGGGGUAUGCUGGAGCCUAUCCCAGCUGUCUUUGGGCAAGACAAACAACCAUUCACAAUCACAUUCAUACCUAUGGACAAUUUGGAGUCGCCUAACAUGUAGGAUUUUGGAAUGUGGGAGGAAACAUGCAAACUCCACACAAGCAGAGAAUCUAACCCAGGUCUCCUCACCACUUGUCCACUGUGCGAUCUUGGACACACAUCUUUCUCUGUGCAUCCUAAAGAUAUAAAAACAGACACCUCAUUACUGCAUGUAAUGGGAAACUACUUUUUCCGUUUUUAAAGCCAACAGCGCUUUUCCGAGUUAGAAAUCCCCUCCCAUUUGAAAUACAAUCGAGAAACUGGCAUGCACUACUACUGACAAUCCUCCCUUCUCCUCAUGCCCCCCCCCCCCCCCCCCCCCCGACAGUUAACCGGGCGCCCCCUACUAUUUGAGAAACCCCGAUAUAAUGUGACGUGCAUAUUAACCAAACUACAGCGACACUGUUAUUAUUAACAUUGUUACACCGAUUAAUCUCCAUUACUGCCGUAUUGACACCUUGCCACAAAACACCGGCUAGCUGCUAGCUGGCAAGCAACUACUUUGGCCAUACUUUGGCCCGCAGCAUGUCAGUGCCGCUAUCUCAAUGCAUCAAGCCGCCACCAAUAAGGUUAAGGCUACAUAUUGGUGCUGCCGCUUUUUAAGUUUGGAAAAGUUAACGCAAGGUGUCGGCAUUGGUGUCCUACAAUGUCACAGCAUGUAAAUGAAACCAUAAAAACUUUUUGGAGGUUAUUGUUAUUUUGGUAGCGAUCUUUGUAAGUGGCAUAGGUGUCUAUUUUUAUCUGUUUUUAUAUCUUUGUCUUUUAUAGCUUUAAGUUUGUUUUUUAGUCGCGGUCUUUGUAGACGGCAUAAGUCUCUUUUUAUCCGUUUUUAUAUCUUUAGAACACACAGAAAAGAGUGUUGUUCAGGCUUUUUCCUGAUUACGGAGUUGCCACAACGGAUCUUUUUGAGCCCUUUAUAUUCCGGAUGCCCUUCCUCACGAAUACCGAUGAUGCUUACUAGAGGAGAUUCGAACACGAGACGUCAGCUCCAAAGUCCAGAACUCCAAACCAAUACACCACAGUGGGCUCACAUAAGGAUUGUGGAUGAUGGGCAAAAUUCCAAAAAUUGUGCAGUUUCCCUUUAAGAAUUGUAUUCAUUCGUAGGAAAAACUGUGUACUACUUGGCGACAAUUAGUAGGGGGCACUGUGGACUCAAUCUCUAUGAGCUACAUUAACGCAAUACUAGCAUGGAAGCAGGAGUUGAGAACAUUCAGGGAACGUUACUUCAUGUCUUUAGGCAGUUAGAGCAAAUUGUGCGUGACUAUAACAAACAAUUGGGAAUUACGUUGAUAAAAAUGACAAAAUAGAGUGCAAUACUUGGCUACUACCAGCAGAGGCACUGUUGGCUCUGGCUCAACACGUUUGCCAUGAAAUAAGAACAUCCCCUUAAAAUAGUAGUCUAACAAAUACUCCAUUUAAUACUCCAUUUAAGUCUUGUUCCAUUAAAAUAGUUACAAAAAAAAUGAUUUAAGAAAUGGACUGCAUGACUUGGCUCCGACCAGCAGAGGCACUGUUGAGUGCGACUAACCUCCUAAAGAAGGCAAUGUGACACACGGCUCUUAUCUCGUUUAAAAUUGUCAUUUAGCAAGUAAAUCAUUUGAGAAUUUUGUUGAUAAAAAUGUAAAAAUGGAGUGCAGUACCUGGUCUGGAGCAGCAGAGGCGCUGCUGAGUCUUGACCAACUGGUUUCCUGUCAAAGUGCCAGCAGAACAAUCAGUGAAACAAACAUUUAGUGAUCCCAAUCCAAUUUAUACUUUUAAUAGUUUAAUAGCUCUGCUGCCUGUAGCAAUGUGAAGUUGAGCAGUUACAGGUGUGGAAAGAGGAGUUCAGAACAUUCAGCAGCGAUAAAUGAAUGCUGACUUAGGUCCAUGGUGAAAAUGCCCAUCCCUACCGGUUGACAGCUAGCGUUUAGAAGACGUGAUAAAGGGAUCUAUUCCAUGUAACGGACACCUUCUUGCUAUGGUAACAGCGAUACGACUCGUGGUCUCAUUGUUCCACUUUCUCAACCCAGAAAAGACAUUUGCACUAUAGACUCAUUUUGGUCUUCUUCUUCUAAAAAGCAAUAUGAUCCACUUAACACCUUUUUGAAACCAUAGCAAGUGUGGCUUGUUUUGAUGGCGUCCAUGAUACAGACUGAUGUUAUCCACUUUUGAGGGGCAUAAAAAGCUGUUGUUUCCUCCUGGGAAUGUUUCUGUUUUUGGACAAAUCAAAGCAGAUGACUGAGAUGGGAUGUAAUGAGGGAAGAAGGGAGUUUUCAUCAACAUAAACCCAUGAAUAAAAUGGCAUCUUAUUUGUAUCUAGAAUAUUCCAAAAAUGACAUAGCACCUUUUGUGAUAUGAAACAUCAUUGGCUGAAUCCACCAAAACUUUUGACGUUGGGUCCCACAUUGACUUUUUCUUAUUUUGAAGUGUAUAAAAAAAAACCCGUCAUUGGGCGUAGUAGCUUUUCCCCCCCACCGCUUUUUGUGGUGUUGCGGUUUGUCUGAAUAUGUUGCGUGUUCGAGGAAGCAUAAGUACGUGCCUUCUUGUAAUCUCCUUGUUAUUAUUGAGAAGCUGAAGCCAGCCAAUUGUGUUUGCACUAAAAACCAAAUUGCUUUUGUUUUUUCGUGAUGUAGACUAUUUAAAAGCGAGCUUGUUGCGUCACUUUAAAGCGUACGGUGUGCAUGAGGGUGGAUUCGCUCAUCUGUCGACCUGUAAAACAAAACCAGUGCAGCUUCUUGAGGAUCUUGUGAAUAUAUCUCGGCUUUCAGUUCCAUCUCCUUUAAAUCAUCCAGUUUGUUUCAAUUGUAAAAAAACAACAACAAAAAACACAAAAAAACACAAAAAAAGUGAUUCAAAACACCAUAACUACAACAAUACAGCUUUUACUUUCACAUGCCACAUUAAGAGAGUUACAUUCAUUUUCUCAAUUCACAGGAGCGCAUGAGGUCGCCUCAAGACUAUUAGUCAAUUUAAUUUUAUUUUUCUUGUAUUUAUUACAUAUUUUGUUGACAUCUUGGAAAAAAAAACGUGACGUGAGUCUUAAAAUGCACCUUAUUCAUGUCAGUCCAUGUGGCGAAAACAAAUUAGUUAUUUUUUUUUAAGGCUGGCGAUGUAAUAUCUCUAAUUUAGCACCUUACUACACAGCAUGUUUUCACUUUAUGCCAGUUUAGUGCUUCUUUUCAUUUGGAAUCUCAUAUUUCUCUGACUCGUUCAUUCGUGGGAUGUGCCAAAGUUUGGAGGCGAUCUCCCCCAAGUGUUGACGCUUAUUAUUUUUUUCUUUUUCCUCCUCUUCCUCCUCCUCCCUCCUGCUUGGGUUUUAUCGCAAACUUUCCUAUAACAAGUGUGUGGAAUCAAUUUAUCUCAGCAAACAGUAUCAUAACUUGCCAUUUUACAAUAAGCCCUGUAUUUCACAUAUAUUUACCAGUGGUGUGUAUUUGUUAUAAAGAAAAAUAGCCGUAAAAGCUUCAUUAUGUUACACAAUAUUGUGACUUUUUUCGAAAAACUGUGAAGACUUAUCUUGCAUAUACUUUAUACAGAAGUAUUAAGCCUUAAUACAAAAGACUAAAAAAAGUGUGGAAGAAUAAACUGAUUGUUGCUAAGUAAGGAUGAUUUUUGUAAAUGUUACCAGCACUUUUUUUUGUAAUUUUCACUCUCUGAGGUAUUGUACAAGUUCAAGCUGUUUGUGAAGUUUGAUUAUGAAGGAAUAAAAACUAGUACUUUCCUGUACUUCACACCAUG
Messenger RNA from Doryrhamphus excisus (bluestripe pipefish), 16447 nucleotides. It is a transcript of the gene zbtb20, whose product is annotated as zinc finger and BTB domain containing 20. NCBI's taxonomy places the organism in Eukaryota, Metazoa, Chordata, Actinopteri, Syngnathiformes, Syngnathidae. Gene Ontology annotation, biological process: regulation of transcription by RNA polymerase II. Gene Ontology annotation, molecular function: protein binding; DNA-binding transcription factor activity, RNA polymerase II-specific; RNA polymerase II cis-regulatory region sequence-specific DNA binding. The record is from RefSeq and is a predicted model, not a curated record.